This is a messenger RNA of Sinocyclocheilus rhinocerous, 466 nucleotides long. RefSeq names its product neuromedin-B-like. The record is from RefSeq and is a predicted model, not a curated record. The coding region runs from base 22 to 429 and encodes 135 amino acids. Gene Ontology annotation, cellular component: neuron projection. Lineage: Eukaryota; Metazoa; Chordata; Actinopteri; Cypriniformes; Cyprinidae. The transcript has 3 exons. Gene Ontology annotation, molecular function: neuropeptide hormone activity; neuromedin B receptor binding. Gene Ontology annotation, biological process: neuropeptide signaling pathway; positive regulation of hormone secretion.
CACCUACAGUUACUUGAGAAGAUGGCCGUGAGUUCUGAAGACGGACAUUGCAAAUAUAGACUAUUUGCUUUCAUUAUGCUUUUUAACAUAUCGUUAAGCACCGCGGUCAGUCUCGAUUUAACGGAGCUGCGAAAUAAAGUUUCCAAAAUAAAAGUGCAUCCACGAGGGAAUCUCUGGGCGACAGGUCAUUUCAUGGGCAAGAAGAGCAUUUCAAACAGUCAGUUCCAGGACUCCUCAAAGCCUCCCAGGAAUACUUUGGGCGAAUCAGGCAGUUCAGAGGAUUUGAGGGAGCUGAUCACUCAGGAGGUGCUCAAAGUUGCUCUUCAGGCUCAGCUUGAAGAUCCAAAGAGGACACAAGAUGUUUAUAAUCAGGAUACGGACUUCAUGGUAAAGCUUUUGAAAAACUACAUUGAAGAAAGGAACCUAUAGUGACAUUGCUGUUGAUAUAAUUGUAAUAAAAUGUUAU